AUGCCAAAUGUGAAGUCGAAUUCUGCUGUGAGAGGUUUUGCAGAUGAGAUAUUCAUGGAUUAUAUGGCUUCACUAGUUAAAGCUGCCAGCCCUGUGCUGUGAUCUCUGUGCUGUUCUGUGCACACUGUAACCUGUUGUCUCCGUGUCACCUCAGAUGUGCAGGCAGCCUGUCGGGACACCACAGUCACACAGGAGCUCCUCAAAGAGGGGUUUCACAGGGACCUGCUGGUGAAGGUGGAGCUUGGGGAGGAUGCAGGGGGAUGUGCAGUGGCAGCUAGAACUCGUCUUCCACCAGGAAUCUACGUGGAUUCCUAUGAGCUGGCGAUGCUGCAGCAGCAAAAUUUAACCAAGGCCGUGCUAAUUCCUGAUGUCACUGAUGUGGAGGCUCCCGAGUACCUGGCCACGGCUCUCGUCCUGGUGCUGUCCCUGGAGGCAGACCCGCGGUGUUCCCGCUGUUUCCGCGCUGCUGUGCCCGUGCACGCGCGGUACCACCGCCCCGCCGAGGGCAGCCAGCAAGCCUCGGUCGUUCUGGAGAGCCCAGAAGUGCUGCUCUGCUGCUGCCACAGUCAGCUGGCAGCAGAGUGUUGGGAGCCUGCUGAAGUGGGAGCUCCCUGCUUGGCCGAGAACGUCGGUCCCUGUCAGUGGCACAGCACAACACACAGACCCGCACGGGAGGAAUUGGUGCUGGAGGUUCCUGUGGGGCUCAGGGAACACAGUUACCUGGUGUGUGCCCUGACCCUGCUCACCACCCUGCUCUGUGCCAGCCUCAUCCUCGCUGCCACCUGCAGGCAUGGACACUUCUCCCUGUGACCUGCUCAGAGGAGGAAAUGUGGAAUGACUGACCCCCAUCCAGCAAAACUAACUGGAUAUUACAUCAGGUUCCCAGAUGGAUCCUGUUCUACUGCUAUUUGUAUCUUAGGGGGUGUGAGGGUCCCAUAAUGAGUUAUAGUUCCUUUGCCUUAAUGCUUGGAAACACCUUCCACAGCCCAGAAGACAGUUUGGAUGUGUUGUCUGUAGCCAAAGCAGAUAGAGGGGAGGAAAAAAUCUCAGAAAUCUGAAAACUGCUGUGGGUAAUGGGACAACAGUCAGCAGUGGAGUUUGGGGCUCCUAUUCCCUCCUGACCCAGAGCCUGUGUCCAGUGAUGCCUCUUGUAGAGCUGUUUGUACUUCUUGACUUAGGGAUUGAUUAUUAAGGGUAUGAAAAACAUUAUGGAGUCAUUGAAGUGUCUGAAAUUUAA
Molecule: messenger RNA, 1237 nt
Organism: Manacus vitellinus (golden-collared manakin)
Lineage: Eukaryota; Metazoa; Chordata; Aves; Passeriformes; Pipridae
Gene: PIGX
Product: phosphatidylinositol glycan anchor biosynthesis class X
Exons: 7
Biological process (GO): GPI anchor biosynthetic process
Cellular component (GO): endoplasmic reticulum membrane
Source: RefSeq, a predicted model, not a curated record